AUGCGAGUCUCCCCACUAUCCCUCCCUGCACAAUCUGUUUUUCGCUAUGAUCUUCAAGAUGACCUUCUCAAUGACCUGGUCAAGCUUCGAAAAGCGGCCUGUGAUGACGGUGAUGUGGUUUUCGUCCUGCACGGCCACGACAGUGUCUGGGUCCACUCUCCACUCUUCUACGUCGCAUCUGGGAACAAGCUGCCGACUGAAUUCGGGAACGUUAUUGGCAAAGCAAUAAACGACCGAGGCAAAGAAGUGACGAUAAUAUCUGUGCCUGAGGAAAAUCGACCUUUUGUCGAAAGGUUUCUACAAAGAAGCUAUACUAUAGAGUCCCUGGAAUUACUUUGGAAAGCAAUGGGCAGUGAUGAUGUGCGUUUGAAAAAUAAGGACGAGCGUAUGGAAGCCAGCACCAGAAACAUGAAAUCAACACUACCUGAGUCGAUGUUACCAGACUUUGAAAUCAGUUUAGGGGAUCUUGACGGCGAGGAAACCAAUGGAUGGCCGAGGUUUUCAAUAAAGGUUCACCGGUUUUUGCUGGAUAUCAGAGUCGAGUACUAUCAAAUCAAAACUCGUGCUGGUUUAAGAUUCAAGGAUCCAACGCCACACUGUUCAAAAUUAUCAAGGGCUAUCUUUACAGAUUUCUCCCUUUGGUCCAUAGCGAUGCAUGUGUAUUGCGGGAUACCUUCAGCUAUUUUUGGGAUUGAUGCAAACCUCCAGGAUUAUAUCACAGAACCUGAAGUGGACAAAGAACCCCGCUGCAGCGAGUUGUACAAAAAAGGACUACUCCCAGCUGAGGGCAUUGAGGAUUUAUUCCUACAGAUUUCUAUGGCUGCAAACUUUUUUCUUGUCACUCAAUUGGAGGAUUGGGCUCACUUUCAAACUUAUAGACUGGCACAUCAAUUUCGGUGUACCGGAAACGGAUGUGCUGAAGUAAUUCCAUACAUUCUCCAGGCAGUUUAUGAUAGCGAUGUGACGGAUGAAUGGAUGUUCAAUAAAGGGAUGUCUUGGUUUUCUCUGUUACGAAAUAUCCCGAGCCUAUGGAAAAAGUCGUUAAUUUCCAAAUCGAGUGUGCUUCCUCCUUUGAUUGAAAGAAUAAAGAGUUAUACUGUUAGAGACGAGGAUGAAGACGAGGAUAGAGAAGAAGAAAACAGGUUUAUAAGAGGGGAGGAAGCUCUUGAACUGUUCAUAAGGCUUUGGAAGUUAAGGCAAUACACCUCACUAACAAAAAUUGCGGAUAAGUGGGACAAUGGUCUAAUAAAUCCGCUCAUGGAGCAUGCAAUCGAGGUUAUUUUAGAGGACCUUAGCAACUCUAUAGCCUUCACCAUCAACAGAUUAAAGGACCUACGAAUGAGUAAAGGCUUCUCGAAACUCGCUAGUGAGGAUUUGGUACGGAAGAUUCUCGACAAAGCAUCUUCGAUGGAGAUUGAAGGACACUAUUGGUCUAAUAUUGAGGUAUUAAAGGAACUCAUCAAGAAGAAGGAGGCGCCUCGUAAGGAACCACCCCUUGAGGAGAAACUGGAUUCCCAGAGUGAGUUGAAUCCAGAGAAAGAUAAAGAGAAUGGGGGUUUGGAAAAGAGCGUGACAAAGGUUGAAAGUCGCCUAAAGGCCUCUGCUUCACCGUUUUUUCCCCGUGGAAUUCCCGGGCUUUUGGGAAACCAGGAAGACGUUCCAAAGGAACUCAUUUGUCCCGAGAUCCCCUACCCCCACGGUAAUAAUGCAUCACAGGAUGAGCCAAGUGUUGGUGAUCAGAACUCUGUAAUAUCCGAAUUGGGGGGACAUUUACCUCGCCCUGCAUCUGGGCCCCUUGCUGAAAUGACUAUUUUGCAGUCAAAACGUCAAAACUAUAGGGGUCGGCGAUAUAUGUCUACUCCCUUACCCAAAGGGGAAUCACAAGAAGAGAAUGAGGGAAAUGAGAACAGGAGGUUUACAGGUCCAUCAAUAGGUGGUGCUAUUCCAUUUUGUCAACAGAUGAAAAUGACCAAUCUAUAA
Molecule: messenger RNA, 1980 nt
Organism: Morchella importuna
Lineage: Eukaryota; Fungi; Ascomycota; Pezizomycetes; Pezizales; Morchellaceae
Exons: 1
Coding region: 1-1980 (659 amino acids)
Source: RefSeq, a predicted model, not a curated record